This is a messenger RNA of Meloidogyne enterolobii, 301 nucleotides long. NCBI's taxonomy places the organism in Eukaryota, Metazoa, Nematoda, Chromadorea, Rhabditida, Meloidogynidae. The record is from the annotation of a GenBank genome assembly.
UAUGUGUAAUCUAUUGGAAGGGCAAAAUAUAUUUUAUGCUGGUGAUAAACGGAAUCAGAACAGGGAUAAAUAUAGUCACUACAAUAAUAAGUUGGAUACAACCCAGGAGGCAAAGUCAGCGAAUAACAGUGUCCGCUGUAGAAAGGAGGCAGACCCCGUCAGCACCUUUGGCAGAGGAAGCGCUCGAGGAAGAGGCCUAUAUCCUAGGUUACAUACCGAAAGUGUGCCAGAUAGGGGCCAAAAGGAGGAGAUGUUACAUAAACGUGAGCUUAAAUGGGAAGAAAACGCGGGCACUAUUUGA